This is a messenger RNA of Salmo salar (Atlantic salmon), 4475 nucleotides long. Its product is annotated as AT-rich interactive domain-containing protein 3A. Gene Ontology annotation, biological process: regulation of transcription by RNA polymerase II. The record is from RefSeq and is a predicted model, not a curated record. Gene Ontology annotation, molecular function: DNA binding. Lineage: Eukaryota; Metazoa; Chordata; Actinopteri; Salmoniformes; Salmonidae. Gene Ontology annotation, cellular component: nucleus.
CAUUCUCUGACUACAGGGUUUGAUCCUUCACCUGGAGAGGUCAUUCUCUGACUACAGGGUUUGAUCCUUCACAUGGAGAGGUCAUUCUGACUACAGGGUUUGAUCCUUCACCUGGAGAGGUCAUUCUCUGACUACAGGGUUUGAUCCUUCACCUGGAGAGGUCAUUCUCUGACUACAGGGUUUGAUCCUUCACCUGGAGAGGUCAUUCUGACUACAGUUGCCACUUCUUGACAAAAUCUUCAGGGUUUAAAGACUCGAUCACUGCGACUACAUUUAUACACAUUAUUCUGUUUGCUUCAAUCGAGACACGGAUCCCGAUGUUCAAUCCGGAUUCAGGAAUACUUACACAUUUAACAUUGAAAGGAGAUACUUUGCGAACCGUUUGAUAUUUCGGGUCUGAUCUGACUACAGAAGCAUGGUUGAUAAAACCAGUUUAGCAACUAAAUCUGCUUUGCAAGCAGCGUUCUCCUCCGCCUGCAACCUCCCCCUGCUCGUCUCUUCUGCCUCGACACACAGCCACUUCCCCGGCUCCCAGGCCCAGUCCCACUCUCACUCCCACUCCCAGUCCCAGUCCCAGCAGCCCAGCGGCGGAGGCAUGAAGCUAGAGGCGGUCAUGGAAAACCUCCAACGACAGCAGGCUGCCCGCCUGGCGUUAGAAGAGAAGCUCCGUCAGGCAGAGAAAGAAAAAGAUCUCCGCUCCAUGGUCGAGUCCCAGAUCCACCAACAAGCCGUCGCCUUCCGUCACUACCAGGCAGCGGUCCGGGGCGAUUUCGCUGCGGGAAUAGAGAACUCUUCUCCCGAGUUGACGAGCUCCGUUGAACGGGAACUGUCUCUCUCUCACAGUCUUGACGUUAGCAGGCACACGGCCAAAACCGACUACUCCGAUAUGGACGAUGAUCCAGAGGGUAUGGACCGAGGUAUGGAGAAUGACGACAGGGAUCUGGAUGGAGAUGACAUGGACGAUGAGGAGGACCAGCCCCGCCAUCCGAUGCCCCCCGGGGCGGGAGACUCGCCAAAGGACGCCCUGGUACAUGUCAUGUCCAGAGCCACUCGGUCUCUCGCUGCGCCCCGGCAGUCAGAGACCCCGGGCGGGAUGGCACCACAGUCUCAGCAACACGAAUGGACUUACGACGAGCAAUUCAAACAGUUGUACGAGUUGGAUGAUGAUGUCAAGAGGAAAGAGUUUCUUGAUGACCUCUUCAGUUUUAUGCAGAAGAGAGGGACUCCAGUGAAUCGUAUUCCUAUCAUGGCCAAGCAGGUGUUGGAUCUGUACACGCUCUACAAGCUGGUCACAGAAAAAGGCGGCUUAGUGGAAGUCAUCAAUAAGAAAAUAUGGCGAGAGAUCACCAAAGGCCUCAACCUCCCGACUUCCAUUACAAGUGCAGCGUUCACCCUGCGAACACAGUAUAUGAAGUACCUCUACCCUUACGAAUGUGAAAAGAGGGGUCUGAGCUCCCCCGGAGAGCUCCAGGCAGCUAUCGACAGUAACCGCCGCGAGGGGCGUCGUCAGAGCUACGGGUCGGCCAUCUUUAACUACUCUCCAGUCGGGAGCCCCUCCAUCCUCACCUCUCCCAAGAUGAGCAUGUCUCACCUGGCCAUGUCCACCUACAACGGAGUACACCUGACCCAGGGACACAGCGUCAAGAAAGAGGAUGACCUGAUGUCGGGAGGUCUGCCGGGCCGUGUUGGGGAGAUGCCCAUGUCUCUGAGAGGGCACCACGGGGCGGCUGCAGCUCAGGCCGCUGCAGGACAGGCGGCUGCAGCGUUGGAGCAGCCGAGGGAGAAACCGGAGAGCGGGGAGCCGCCAGAGAAGAAGAGGAUGGAUCAACAGAGGCUCAUGCAGCAUGCGCUGCAGCGGAACCUCCUCGCCGUGGCAACGCAGCUGCCCGUGAACAUCAAGUUUAACAACAGAGGUGAGAGGAUGAGAGAUGAUAGACAAGAGACUCCAUUGAACCUGUCUACCGGCGGCAUUAGCAGCAUCAACAUGUCAAUAGAAAUAGAUGGAGUUGUCUACACAGGUGUUCUAUUUGCCAAGAAGCCCUCCCUUCCCAUGAUGCUCAGUGGUCACCAGAACCACACCUCCUCUCAGGGAAAGACCAGUCUGGGGCUGAACUACUCCUGCGUACAGAUCCAACCGUCCUGCUGCUCUUCCUCCUCCUCCUCCUCCACGUCCUCCACAUCCUCGGUCCACGGACCCGGAAACUCCUCUCCCUGAUCUGAGUCUCGCCCAUAGCCCCACCAAGUCACUCUAAUCCUCGCCCCUAUCCUCCCCCAACGACAGCACGCGGUCUGAGAUACCAGGAGAAAUUACUUCUGUUGUUUUUUUCCCCCCUUCUUCCUCCCUUUUUCUCUAUUUCCCUUAUCCCAGUUAAAAUAAUAAUAAAAAAUAUAUUUACAGAGGAAAUACUUCCGUAAGAAAAGAACAAGAAAAUGCUCUCCUUCUAUUCUCUCUCCUCCUUCCUCCGACCUCUGAACCCAAUGGUAUGCAGAGGACCUCUGAACCCAAUGGUAUGCAGAGGACCGCUGAACCCAAUGGUAUGCAGAGGACCUCUGAACCCAAUGGUAUGCAGAGAACCUCUGAACCCAAUGGUAUGCAGAGGACCUCUGAACCCAAUGGUAUGCAGAGGACCUCUGAACCCAAUGGUAUGCAGAGGACCGCUGAACCCAAUGGUAUGCAGAGGACCUCUGAACCCAAUGGUAUGCAGAGGACCUCUGAACCCUGUGUGUAUGCAGAGGACCUCUGAACCCAAUGGUAUGCAGAGAACCUCUGCACCCAAUGGUAUGCAGAGGACCUCUGAACCCUGUGUGUAUGUAGAGGACCUCUGAACCCAAUGGUAUGCAAAGGACCUCUGAACCCAAUGGUAUGCAGAGGACCUCUGAACCCUGUGUGGUAUGCAGAUGAAGUCCUCUGUCUUUCUGUCCUGUGUGUAUACAGUUGAAGUCAGCUGUCUUUGGUGUUUUUCCUAAGACCAGCUGCUCAGUUUGGAGCGGUGUUAACCUAAGUGCGGAUCUAUGGUGACACAUCAUUGGACCCAAGGAACUGUGGGACAAAGACACUGGGCUUUCUGUCCGUUUCCUCCGUCAGAAGAGGAGAUGCUCGUCGACAUGUAGUAAGGUUUGUUUGUGACCUCUACUAGACAUUAUAGCUCAUAGUAUUGCCGCUUUUUCCCCUGAAAGAAAAACAAGAGUAACCAAUGAAAAGACAGUAGAAGUAUGCACAGCACAGAUUCAAUAGUGGGCUGGACAGUAGUCGAAGCUUUGACUUGGUACCAAUGAUCAAGCUAUAAGGAUAUACUAUCAACAAAGCACAUCUCUCAGAAUCAGGGAAGUGCCACAUUUUCCUCCUUUUCUUUCAGAGAGGAAAAUAUCAGGGCCGUGUUGUCUAUUGAAGAUCCGCUCAUCUCUCAAAACAUUGCCUAAUGUAAAGGUGUAAACCACAUGGCCUCUAGUAGCGAAUGGUGCUUCACUUUUAGUCGUGGUCAGUGUGCCCUUACCCUUCUCAGAUGUGUCUCUGAAGAGAUCGAAUGAUGGCUCAUUGAUGAAAUCUCAUAUCGCAACACAUUCGCCAUCUACUCAAAGCCAUACCAGUAUCAAUCAAUUAUUACCAGUGAAGUUUGUGGUAAAGGCAGUACUUUGCAAUCAGACUGAAGCACACAAUGUACCUGCUUGACUGGUAGACUAUCGCUGGCGAAUGGUGAUUCUACCUGCUGGUAGACUAUCGCUGGCGAAUGGUGAUUCUACCUGCUGGUAGACUAUCGCUGGCGAAUGGUGAUUCUACCUGCUGGUAGACUAUCGCUGGUGAAUGGUGAUUCUACCUGCUGGUAGACUAUCGCUGGCGAGUGGUGAUUCUACCUGCUGGUAGACUAUCGCUGUCGAGUGGUGAUUCUACCUGCUGGUAGACUAUCGCUGGUGAAUGGUGAUUCUACCUGCUGGUAGACUAUCGCUGGCGAGUGGUGAUUCUACCUGCUGGUAGACUAUCGCUGGCGAGUGGUGAUUCUACCUGCUGGUAGACUAUCGCUGGCGAGUGGUGAUUCUACCUGCUGGUAGACUAUCGCUGGCGAAUGGUGGUUCUCAGCUCCUAGGAAAUUAAGUCUUUGAUAGUUGCCAUGGGAUUCCAAUCUGCUGAACACUGAAUUGGGUAGAACACUUCAACAUGUGACCCUGCAGAAGGAGGGUAAAACACACGUGGUUAGCUAUGUUGGUAAGACAAAGAUAAUAUGUGGGUAAAACAGCAGAAGAUUGCGAGGCGAAAGGUACUAAUCUGAUCACCAGUCACACCGUGGCUUUAUCUUGUGACUGGCAUCCAUACUUAUUUUCUUUAGUAAUACACUUGUGUCUAGGAUUGGAGAGCUUCUCCCUACUCACUCUUUUGUUCUCUCUCUAUCUCUCACUCUCUUUCUUUCACUCUCUUGCUCUCUUUCGCUCUCUCGCUCUCUUUCGCUCUCUCGCUCUCUUGCUCUCUCACUCUCUCUCGU